GUGAUAUCCCUGAGUGGAUUAAAUCAGUCCCUUUUAAACCGUUUUGUGUUGUUUGUUUGUAAAAAUCUCAGUUGAGAUUUGAACAUUUAGCGCGUUUAUGUUAACCGGGAACGCGCAUGCGCAGUAGGCAGCGGCAGGCUUAUGCGGAUAUAAGGAUUGGCGCCGGCGCCACAGCUGAUGCAUUCAUUCAUUCAGCACCGAGGAGAAGAGCCAUAAAUACAUUCGACACAAUGUCCAGACGCAGCGGUCGCACCACUUUGCAAACCAGAGACUCAAACGCACCUGAACCGACUGUCCGAGCCCCACUGAAGAAGAGAAAGUCAGAGCCAUCCAAGAAGAAACUACAACCUGCCGCCAAGAAACAAAGCUAUGAAAUACAGAAGUGUUGGUCGGAGGAUGGCGCGAGUCCAUGUGUCCUCAUCGAAACUCCCCACAAAGAGCUGGAGCCUGCAGAUCCAUCCAGCUUCAAGCAGUACACAUUUAAGAACCUCUUCAUCAAGGCCUCCCCCAUUCCCCGCCUCAGCUGGGCCAGUUCGGACGACGUGUGGAUCAAAAUGCUCAACAAAGAGCUGAAGUACGUUCAUGACAAGAGCUACCUGCAGCGGCAUCCCAAACUGCAGCCCAAGAUGAGAGCGAUCCUGCUGGACUGGCUGCUCGAGGUAAGUGAGGUGUACAGCCUCCACCGGCAGACAACCUACCUCGCCCAGGACUACUUCGACCGCUUCAUGCUGACUCAGGAAAAUGUCAACAAAGACUACCUGCAGCUCAUCGGAAUCACGGCGCUCUUCAUCGCCUCCAAGAUAGAGGAAAUCUAUCCUCCCAAAAUCUACGAGUUUGCCUACGUCACAGAUGGCGCCUGCGACAUGUGGGACAUCCAGCGCACAGAGCUGCACGUCCUGAAGGCGUUGGACUGGAAUCUGUGUCCGGAGACGCCCAUCUCCUGGCUGAAGCUGUACUCUCAGGUCGAAGCCCAGACGGACGGAGAGAACUUCCUGGUGCCACAGUUCUCACAAGAAACGUACAUCCAGAUCACACAGCUGUUGGAUCUGUGUAUGAUGGACAUCAACUCGUUGGACUACAGCUACAGUGUUCUUGCUGCAGCUGCCUUCUGCCACUUCUCCACGUUUGACGUUGUUCAUAAAGUCUCGGGCCUGACGUGGGAGAGCGUGGCUCCUUGCGUCCGGUGGAUGAGUCCCUUCAUGGACACACUGAGAACAGAAGCCACACCUCAACUCAAGAGCUUCGCCAAAGUCAAAGCUGACGACAGACACAACAUCCAGACACACGUGGCUUACCUGGACCUGCUGAGAAAAUCUCAGGAGCGUCGGAUUGACAACCCCAACUGCCAGCUGUCGCCUGUGGCCCCGGGAACAAUGCUGACUCCGCCCAGCAGCACAGAGAAACCAACCAAUCCUUGAGCAGGACUCGACCAAGAGAUACACGCUACCUCCCUCUCUCUCCACAGUGACUCAGACCACAUCAGCUCGUCACCAAACAGGAUGCGAUUUUAGGAAAAGGCAAAAUACAUGUAGCAGGAGUUUUUUAUUUUUGUUUUAACACUAAGUCAGGAUUCCUGUCGGUCUUUGUAUUUGGUUUUAUUAGAACUGCAACUAUGGAGGCUGGCAGGGUUUUUAUUUACAAGUUAACUGGUUUGAGUUGAGCCAGCAGCAGCUACCUUGUAGACAAAACUGUCUUGUCUGCAACAGCGACUGAAGGAUGCUGGCAGGGAAGCAAACAGUCCGCUGGUGGCUGUGGUGGGUUGUGGUGUGUUUGGUUUUUUAUAAACCAUCUUGGUUUGGAAAAAACAUUUUGGUACCUGUGACGUAUUAUUUGGGAGUUUUACUGGUGCUACUCUUGAAACUGAGGCUUAAAAGCUCAGACGGUGCUUCAGUCAGAUUUUCAGGAAAAUGGAAAUCAUUUUCUACAACGAACAUUUCAUUCCACUCCUGAACUGGAGAAAUUAAACGUGUUUAAUUACUAUCCUCUCCUAUAUUACGUUAAGUGUGUAAACUUAAUCGCCGCUGCAGAGGAACAAGCGACGUCAUUUUGUGAUUGCUGUGUAACGUCCUGAAACCUGCAGGUGUCUUGAAUGCACCUGACCUGUUAUGGCUCAGUAAUUCCCCCCCCCCCCCCCCCCCCCUUCUAAUUUUAAUUAUAGUUGCAACCUGGUUGCACAAUCUUGUUACAUUCCUGGAAGACUUGACUUGACUUGCAUAGGAAACUUCUUACAAUUGUGCAAAGGUGUUUGCUUUUCUUUUUUUCAGUGCUGGUAUUUAUUAAGCCUUUUUGUGUAAAAACAAUGUCUGUAUAUGAAAAACAAAUCUUUCAGCAAUGAAUGAGCUCCGUUUGAUCACUGCAAAAACUAUUUAUGAUUUUGCUUUGACACCUGUUGUUGAAUUACAGUUCCUCGUUAAAUGUUGUACACUAGCCUGUCCUGUCUUAGUGCCUUUUAAUAAAUAUGAACUGUAUGGCUACUUCGUUGAAGCUAGAGCGAGCCAAAAGGCUGUGAGACAAACGAACAAUCCUGUGACUGUAAACCUGAAACCCUCCAAAGCUUGGAGACUGCAGUGAACAAACCAUGUAAACUGUAUGUAGGUGUUAAAAGAAUGUAUGUUUAUGUAAAUAGCACAAUUCAGAAAUGUGUAACUUUCUUUUAUAUUAUGUUUUAAAUAAAGUGAAAUGAAUUUGG
Micropterus salmoides (largemouth bass) is the source of this 2689-nucleotide messenger RNA. It is a transcript of the gene ccne2, whose product is annotated as cyclin E2. The record is from RefSeq and is a predicted model, not a curated record. Gene Ontology annotation, cellular component: cytoplasm; cyclin E2-CDK2 complex; centrosome. The transcript has 12 exons. Lineage: Eukaryota; Metazoa; Chordata; Actinopteri; Centrarchiformes; Centrarchidae. Bases 117 to 1418 code for a protein of 433 amino acids. Gene Ontology annotation, biological process: regulation of cyclin-dependent protein serine/threonine kinase activity; G1/S transition of mitotic cell cycle. Gene Ontology annotation, molecular function: cyclin-dependent protein serine/threonine kinase regulator activity.